GCCUGGGUUCUGUUUUUUCCUUUCCCCUCCUUCUUUUAAUCCAGUUCUCUGACCUACCCUGCCAACAGUAUCCGUAUCGAAAACAUUUUAUCCUACCAGAAUUAUAGAGACUUUAGGUAGCUAGAUCGACAUGGACGACUUUGAUAUGUUGAGCGCGCCCCAGCCUGCUGCGGGAAACGGGGUUGGGACGGAGGAAGACCCCGCUGCUGCUUUCCUGGCCCAGCAAGAGAGCGAGAUCGCGGGGAUCGAGAACGAUGAGGGCUUCAGCAUCCUCGACAGCGGAGAGGUCCCGGCUUCGCUCAGCAGUAACCUUACAGGUGAACAAGACGCAAACGACGCAGUCGACGGAGCGGUAAAUGGAGAGCUUCAUGAGGAGAGCAACGGCCCGUCUGAUGCCUACGCAGCCAUCUCCAAUGCCGACCGGCUGCAUGCGGAGCCCGAGAGCCUGCGCAAGUGGAGGGAGGAGCAGCAGGAGCGGCUGGAGGCUCUGGAUGCUAACUCACGCACCCAGGAGGCAGAGUGGAAGGAGAAGGCCAAGGCGGAGCUGGAAGAGUGGCACACCCGUCAGAACGAGCAGCUGGAGAAGACCAAAGUCAACAACAGAGCGGCCGAGGAGGCCAUGGUGUCGGAGAUGGACGAGAACAACCCGGGGACCGAGUGGGAGCGCGUGGCGCGCCUCUGCGACUUCAACCCAAAGUCCAGCAAGCAGGCCAAGGACGUGUCGCGCAUGCGCUCCGUCCUCAUCUCGCUCAAGCAGGCGCCCCUCGUGCGCUGAUCCCGCCCCUGGCCCCGCCCCCUGCCCCGCCCCCACAGAACCACACUACAGCUGCUAGGAUGGCAAUAUCUUACGUUAAACUACUCAGAGAUAUGCGUGGCUGCAGUUAUAACGGAUCAAUUCCCUCUCAGUCAUUUAAAAAGGAUUGAGGUUAUUUUUUGUUUUGUUUUUUCUAUUCUUUUAAGGACCAAACUCCCCAUUCCAUAGCGUGUUUAACCAUUAGACUUGUGGGUAUUGUGACAUUUUACAAUCUAUGCAUCUUCUUUUUGAAGUUCCCAGGAAUAAAGUAAUAAAUGUGACGUGUUUGUAAUGUGUGUGUGUGUACAUAUGACGUGUAUGUAUUGUAUGUGUGUGUAUAUCUGUGUAUAUACAGUAUAUAGGCUACAUAUACACACACGUACAUAAAAACGAGAUGAAAAUAGUGGUUUAAGAUCAGAGCUGUAGCCCAACCGUUGCUUUGUGUGCGUUUCACUGUCCCAUCUUUGAUUUGAAUAUCAUUAAAAGUGUAUGAAACCCC
Megalops cyprinoides (Indo-Pacific tarpon) is the source of this 1292-nucleotide messenger RNA. Its product is annotated as clathrin light chain A-like. The transcript is spliced from 5 exons. Gene Ontology annotation, molecular function: clathrin heavy chain binding; structural molecule activity. Gene Ontology annotation, biological process: intracellular protein transport; clathrin-dependent endocytosis; clathrin coat assembly. NCBI's taxonomy places the organism in Eukaryota, Metazoa, Chordata, Actinopteri, Elopiformes, Megalopidae. Gene Ontology annotation, cellular component: plasma membrane; clathrin coat of trans-Golgi network vesicle; clathrin coat of coated pit. Bases 131 to 775 code for a protein of 214 amino acids. The record is from RefSeq and is a predicted model, not a curated record.